GACGUAAACAUGAUCAGCGAUUGAGAUUUAUUUACAUUUCAAUCACAAUGAUUUACUAUAAAAAGUGUCAUUUAAAUAGGUGAAAAAUUAGAACGAGUGAUCGAUCGCACUAAGUGCAUGUGUAUAGACACUGAAAUUCAUUAUUUAAUUUCCAUCUCUCAUAUACAGGUAAGAUGACGAUCAACAUGCUAAAUACACCCGUACGUAUAUCGAUGAUCUUAACAUCAGUAUAAGGAGCUAAAUACCAGCAGUUACUUCAUUUACUACAGAAGAAGAUAACGAUACGAUAAACACUAGCAACGAUACGCUAAACACUAGCAGUUACUUCAUUUACUACAGAAGAAGAUAACGAUACGAUAAACACUAGCAACAACACGCUAAACACUAGAUAACGAUACGAUAAACAUUAGCAACGAUACGCUAAACACUAGCAGUUACUUCAUUUACUACAGAAGAAGAUAACGAUACGAUAGACACUAGCAACGACACGCUAAACACUAGCAGUUACUUCAUUUAUCAAAUGAAAUAUCAGAGACCAAGACUUACACUAUACUUUGCUGUAACGUCGAUAAUUUGUCUAACGAUGGUGUUUGCCUUUUUGGAUUUCAAAUUUACUUUGAUUCCACGUAUGGCGUAUCAUUUAGGACAUGUAGAGGAGGACGAUUAUGUUCAUAAAUUUGAAGACAUAUUUAACGAUACAACAAGAAAAACAAAGAAAAUAUUAGUAUGGACACCAUUUUUCAGAACAGUAAAAAAAUGGGCCGAAGGAAUAAAUAAUCAAUUAAAAAAUUGUAGUUACGUUUGUACAGCUACCCAUAAUCGAGUCAAUCUGCCGCUGAGUGACGCCAUUAUAUUUCAUGACGCUGAUAUAGACAUUAAUGAUAUGCCGGGUCUAAGAAUUCGUCGACAACCAUGGAUUCUAUUUACUCUUGAACCUACCGCCUUGAUAAAAAAGAAUUACAAUUGGAUGAACGGGAUGUUCAAUUGGACUAUUUCUUACCGGAACUACUCUACUAUUCUUGCCGCCUAUGGCGGUUAUGUGCCUAAACGUAUGAAUACACCAACGCCACCGCUUGUGUCUUUAAAAAACAAAAACAAAACCAUGUAUGCAUCUAUAAGUAAUUGCCAUGAUGCUGGUAGACGUUUUAAAUUGAUAAAAGAGAUUAUGAGAUAUAUUGAUGUGGAAUUGUUCGGUCGGUGUGGUGACCGGAAGUGUACUAAUUUUGGUGGUCCAUGCCAUUCAAAAGAAAUAUUGAAUUUAUAUAAAUUUAGGCUAGCUUUUGAAAAUUCUCAUUGUCGGCAUUACGUGACAGAGAAGUACUGGUCUACUUUGGCGGAGAGUGAUACUAUUCCAAUUGUUAACUGGAUAAAAGGGCAAAUAAAUCCAACUGUAAUACCAAAUUCGUAUAUCAAUUUCUUUGACUUCGAAAACAUAAGUGAUUUUGUUAAUUAUAUAGAGAAAGUUGGUGCUAAUGAGACUCUUUUCCAACAGUAUUUUGAGUGGAAGAAAACAUAUGAACUUGGGAAAUCUGACUCCGAUUAUUGCAAGCUAUGUGAAAAACUGCACAAACCGUACCAAUCUCAGGUCUAUACUGACCUCGGGGGAUGGUUCAAAGAAGACACAUGUACUAAAUACAGCUUGAUUGGAAUGGCUGGACGAUGGGUAGACAGAAGAAUUUUUAACAUUUUUAAUAAAUGAUCUUAAAUCAUUUGUGUGGUAUCAAAAACUAGGACGAGAAUCUUACAUUUAUGAGAUCAUAUAAAGUUAGAUAAUUUCGAAAGAUUAUAAACCUGAGCAUGCAAGUUUAGAAUGUCAACGUUAAAGCUGACAUAUAUUAUAAGAAA
Mytilus trossulus (common blue mussel) is the source of this 1845-nucleotide messenger RNA. RefSeq names its product alpha-(1,3)-fucosyltransferase fut-5-like. Gene Ontology annotation, cellular component: membrane. The record is from RefSeq and is a predicted model, not a curated record. Lineage: Eukaryota; Metazoa; Mollusca; Bivalvia; Mytilida; Mytilidae. The transcript is spliced from 3 exons. Bases 521 to 1699 code for a protein of 392 amino acids. Gene Ontology annotation, molecular function: fucosyltransferase activity.